AUGGCCAGCAGCGGCGGUGGCGGGGGGAGCGGCGGGAGCGGCGGAGGCAGUGCGCGGUCCGUGCGGGAGCUGAAGAGCAUGUUCGGCAAGGCCGCCGCCGCGCCGUCCGCCGCCGCCUACGUCAGCAAGCUGCAGGCCGUCACGGCUAGGGACCAGCCCUCCGGACAAGUCGGCGGGAAACAGGCGGAGGAUUCCCCGCUUUCCGCCGCGCAGCAGGCGCUCCGCUCCCCCUCCCCGCUGGCGCUUCCCGUCCAGCGGGACAAGGGGAAUCCUCCCAGCGGCGCACUUCCGCCGAACGCGCGUUCCGCGUCUCCUUCCCCCGUCCCCGCGCGCACCAUUCUCACCACCCCCGGGCAGGCCGCGCCCCGCCCUUCCCAUUCCGCACAACCUGACGUCAGCAAGGCUGCAGCCGGUGCAGACGAGCGGGGGGGCGGCGGAGGGGCAGGGGGGAGGGAGCAGGGGACGGCGAGUCAUGCGGCUGCGGCGCACACGCAGGUAUUGAUGGGAAGAAUACUCGGGAGAAUCCUUUUUAGCAGGCAGAGUGGGAAACCGCCCGUGUCUUUGCUCGCAUCACGCUCGUUGCUCUCUGAACCCCGCACCCCCACCUUUCUGCACCAGCUGAGCGCGGAGCAGGCGGGGCGGUUGAAGCAGGUAGAGGAGAGCCUCGAGGCGACCAACUACGAGCUGACCCCCUGCCCAUUCCGCCUCACAGCUCCUCUUCCGACUCUUCUCCCUUCCCCCCCUCCAACCACCACCCGCGCCCCUUCCCGCCACCAGCUGAGCGCGGAGCAGGCGGGGCGGCUGAAGCAGGUGGAGGAGAGUCUCGAGGCGACCAACUAUGAGCUGGCGGCGCUGCGGGCGAAGCACAACGAGAAGACGGCGCGACUCAAAGCGCUGCAGGAGAGCAACGUGACUCUGGAGCACAAGGCCAAGGGGCUGCAGGCAACGUUAACGGCAGCAGAAGCAGAGAUCGCUGGGUUCGAGGAGGAGAAGGAGGCGCUGCGGCGACGCGUGGAGGAGGAGGAGGCGGUGAAGCGAGAGGCAGCCGUGCGGAGCGCCUUGGAGCGGCAGCAGGAGGAGCGAAUCGCCCCGCUGCAGUCUGCACUACAGACGCUGGAUGCCGCCCAUGAGGGGGCGAUGAAGGAGCUGGUGCUGCUAAGAGAGUCCUUUAAAGCGGCGGUGGAAGAGGGUAAGUAUUUAAGAGCUAGGCAGGCAGAGGGAGAGGUGCAAGUGGUUGAGCUUAGGGCCAUGCAGGAGGUGGUUUUGGGGGAUUUGGAUUCACUGAGAGGUCGGCAUGAGAGUGUGUGUAAGGAGCUUGAGGAGGAGAAGGAGGCGAGGGAGAGGGAGAGGAAGGAAGGGAAGGAGGCGAGGGAGCGGGCGGAGAGGUUAGACAUGGAGAAAGCGAAGUGGGGGGGGAAGAUGGAGGAGGAGAAGAGGAUGAGGGAGGAACUGGAGGGGGAGGUGGAGAGAGAGAGGAGGGAGCGAGCAGAGGUAGAGGGGAGGUUGGAGGCAGUACGGGAGGAGAGAGAGGCGGAGAAGAAGGCUAGGGAGGAGGUGCAGGGUGUGUGUGAGGGACUGAAGAAGGAUGUAGAGCGGUUGGAGGGAGAAGCGGAGGCGUUGAAAGCAGGGAGGGACGAGACUGGACGGCUGUUGGCAGGGGCAGAGGCGGAGAGGGAGGAGGAGGCGAAGAUAGCCAAGAGAGUGAGGGAGGAGAAGGAAGAGAAGGAGAAACAGCUGGGAGAGUUGAGAGAAGAGCAUGGGAGAACGCAGGGGGAGCUGGAGGCACUGCGGGUGCAGUAUAGGAGCAAGGAGGUUGCGUUUGAUACGUUGGUGGUGAGUCAUGGAGCCAUGGGCGCUGCUGUGGAGGCUAUGAGAGGCGAGAUGGAGGAGAAGGCUCGGCAGGCGGAGGUCUCUGCGAAGGCUGCGGACGAGGCUCGGCAGCAGAUGCUGGAGGCUCGGGAGGAGCUUGGGAAGGUGCAGGGGGAACUGGAGAAGGUGGUAAGUGAGGUGGAGAGAGUGAGGGAGGAGGGGAGGGAGAGGGAGAGGGAGAUGGGGGAGAUGAAGGAGAGGCAUGAGAGGGAGGUGGCUGAGAGGGAAGAAGAGGUGGAGAGACAGCUGGGUGCGUUGAGGAGUGAGUUGGAGGAGAGUAGGAAGAAAAGAGAGGAGGCUGAGACGCGGGAGGGGGAAGUGAGAAAGGCAAGGGAGGAGGUGGAGAGGGCGAGGGAGGAGGAGGAGAGGGAGAGGAGGAAAGCAGAGGAGGAGGUGAGGAGGUUGGAGGAGGAGGUGGAGAGGGAGAGGGAGGAGCGGAGGAGUGAGGUGGAGGAGUUGAGGGGAGCACAGGAGCAGCUGGAGGAGAAGAGAGGGGAGGCUGAGGGUGAAGUGAAGAGGAUGACUGAGGAGGUUGAGAGGGUGAAGGGGGAGUGUGAGGAGAGGAGGAAAGAGGGUGAAGAGAGGAGCAGGGAAGUGGAGGAGAAGUGUGAGGAAGUGAGGGUGGUGAAGGUGAGAGGGGAGAGGGAGGAGGCGAGGAAGAGAGAGGAGGAGCUGAGAGGACAGCUGGAAGCAGCAAAGGUGGAAGCUUCCAGGAAGGAGGCGGAGCUGCUGGUGCGAGUGGAAGAGGCAGGGAAGGGGAGAGAGGCGGCAGAGAGGGAUGGGGAGGAGAGGGGGAUGGAGAGGGAUGAGAUUAAGGAGGCUCUGUGGGUGGAGAAGGGGAAGGUGGAGGUGGGGGAGGAGAGAGUGAGGGGGUUAGAGAGGGAGAUGGAGGAGGUGAGGAAGGGGAGGGAAGAGAUGGGCGAGAGGGUGGGGCAGCUGGAGAAGCGAUUGGAGGAGGCUGCUGAGGUGGACUCAAAGGGGGUUGAGCUGGAUGGGGUGAGGAAAGAGUUGGAGAAGGAGAAAGAGCAGCACAGAGAGACACGGAAGGGCCUGGAGGGGAUAAGAGAAGAACACAGGGAGGCAAAGGAGGAAGUAGCGAGGCUUAAGGAGCAGCUUGCAGGGAUCGGGGGCGAGAAGAAGGCUUUAGGAAACGCACACACGAAGCUAGAGGAGGAGGUGAAGGAACUGCGUGGAAGGUGGGAGGAGGUGAUGAGGGAGAGGGAGGAGGAGAGGGUCAAACAUGCCGGUGUGGUGGUGCGGUUGGAGGGGGUGCAGAGGGAUGUGGAGGAGGCGCGAGGGAGAGAGGAGGAGAAGAAGAGAGAGGUGGAGGGGUUGCAAGAGAGAGUGAGUGAGGCAGAGAGGGAGGUUGUCGGAUGGAAGGGGAAGUGUACUGAGCUGGAAGAGGGGAUGAGCCGGGUCAGUGCCAAGCUGGCAAAGGUAGAGGCUGAGCUGGCAGCUUCGCUGGCGGCUGCUCAAUUGGCAACUGUAGAGGUGGCGGGGGUGAGGGAAGAGGCCAGGUUGGCUCGGUCCGAGGCUGAUCAGCUUCGGGAAGAAGUGGCUCGGCAGACAGCCAAGGCUGAGGCUCGGGAAGAGGCGCAGAGGGUUUGGGAGGAGAAGCAUAGGGAGGCAGUGGCAGAAGGAGAGGUGAGGAAGCAGGAAGCAGAGAAGGUGGCUGCUGACGCAGACAAGAUGCAAGCUGAGCUGGCGGUGAUGAUGGGUGAGGUGGCAGCUGUGUCAGCCGCGCUGUCAGCUGCAAAGGCUGAGAGUGAGGCGGCAAGGAAAAAGCAGGAGGCGGCGGAGAGGGAGGUGCAAGUGGUGCAGGUACAACUGAGAGAUGCUCAGAGGGAAUUGGAGGAGGCGAAGCGAGGGGUGGUGGAGGCUAGGAGCGUGGGGGACGGGGAAAAGGGACGAGCAGAAACAGCCAUGAGGCAAGCUGCAGAGGCGUGGGAGGAGGUGGGGCGGUGGAAGGGAGAGGCCGAGCGGAGCAAAACCGAUGUUGAGUUGCUAGAGAGGGAGGUGAAGGGGAGGGAGGGGCGGAUUGAGGAGCUUAGGAGGGAGGUGAGAGAGAGGGAGAGUGAGGUGGUGGAGUUGCAGCAGGAGAUGGAGAGAGUGAGAAAGGAGAUGGAAGAAGUGAGUGUGAGAGAGGAGGAGUUGGCCGCGACAGUGAAUAGGGUGAUUGGGGAGGAGCAGGGGAAGGUGGCUGCGGCUGAAGAGAGAGUGAGGGAGGUGGGAGGGGAGAAAGAGAAGAUGGAGGAGAGAGUGAGAGAGGCUGUUGGGGAAAAGGAGAAGCUUGAGGAGAGAGUGAGGGAGGUGGAGGGGGAAGUGGAGAGAGUGAAGGGGGAGAGGGUGAGGAUGGAAGAGGAGGUGGUGAGUGUGAGGGAGAGAGCAGGGGAGGUGGAGAGGGAAGUGGAAGAGUUGAGAAAGGAGAGGGAUGAGCGGAGCAAAGAAGUUGACGAGUUAAAUGCCAGCCUGGCAGCGCUCCGUGCUGAGCUGGCAUUCGUCCUAUCCGAGCUGGAAAGCCGGAAUGCUGAGGUGGAAAAGGUGCGAUCUGAUCUGGCAGCAGCAACCGGAGAUUUGGAGAAGGAAAAGGCAGCAGGGGCAGUGGUAGCAGCAGAGAUGGAGGGACUGAAAUCCCUGCAUGCUCUGCUGCAGGAGGAACAUGGGCGAGUGGUAUCAGAGCAGGAUCGGCUGGUGGGGGCGUACGAGAGGGAAGUGCAGGAGAAGGACGAGGUGAAGGCAGAAAAAGCAGCACUCGCUGCUAAGGUUGCCGAGGCAGAGGUACGGACCGAAGCUGUGAAGGAGGAACUGGCUCGGGCGGUUGCCGAGGCUGAGGAGGCUCGGGAAAAGGUGAAGGCUGAAGCUGAGGAGGCUCGGCAGGAGCUGGUUCGGAGGGAGGAGGAGGUGCGGGUGUUGAGGGAGCAGAAGAAAGAGGAGGUUGAAACGUUGAAGCAGCAGCAGCAAGAGCAGCAGCAAAUGCAGCAGCAGGAGCAGGAGAAAGAGAUUCAAGCGUUGAAAAAGGAGGUGGAGGAGUUGAAGCAGCACCAGGCUGUGGGUGUGGAGGAUGUAAACAUGUGGAAGACAGCUAAUGAAGUGCAAGUUGCUGAGCUGGCAACAGUCAAGGCUGAGCUGGAAACUGCCCAUGCUGCGCUGGCAGAAAUGAAGAUUGAGCGCGAGAGUAAAGAGCGUGAGCUGGCAGCAGCUGCUGACGAAGCAAAGGCGAAAGAAGAAGCUGUGAACGAGAAAGAGGAGAUAUGUAGCAAGCUGACAAAUGAGCUGGAAUCGCUGAAAUCUGAGCUGGAAAUUCGUAACGCUGAGCUGGCAGCGCUGACGGUGAAGGAUGAGGGGAUAGCAGCUGCAAUGAGGGAGCAGAUGCAGGCUCGGAGUGAGGCGGAGGGGCAGGUGAAAGAAGCUCAAAAGGAGGUGCAGCUGGUGCAGGCUCAGCUGGGGGAGGUGCGAUCUGAGUGUGAGGGGCUGAGGGGUGAGAAGGAGAGGCUUGAGAGAGAGGUGGAGGAGGGGAGGAGGGAGGUCGCUGAGAAGGAAAAAGAGGCUGACAGGAUGGUGGGGGAGGUGGAGAGAGGGAGGACUGAGGCUGCAAAGGCGGAGGGGAGGGCAGAGGUGCUGCAAGGGAUGGUGGCUGCACUGACAGUAGAGCUAGGUGCUCUGAGGAAGGAGCUUCAGGAGGAACGAGAAAAAGCAUCUGAUCGUGUUGCUGUUGCUGCUGCUGCUGCUGCUGCUGCUGAUGUGGCGUCGGCAGCUGCGGUGUCAGAGUCGCUGCGUGCCAGGCUGGCAGCGGCGGAGGAGAGAGAGAAGGAGCUGGAGCGGAGGGUGGAGGAGAGGGAGCAGCAGGUGGUGCGGGGCGUGGGGGAGGGGGAGGCGAAGGCAGGAGCAGCAGUGAGAGCAGCAGAGGAGAGAGCCAAGGAGCUGCAGCGGCAGUUGAGAGAGGAGGAGACGAAGGUGGCAGCAGCGGUGGCAGGGGCGGAUACAGCUGCAGCUGAGGUGGAAAGGUUGAAAGCAGAGGUUGGGGAAGUGAGAGGUGCAGUGGAAGCAGCAGAGGCGAAGUUGAGAAGCUGCGAGGCGAGGUGGAGCGAGCAGAGGAGGAAGGUGAGCUGUUAA
Closterium sp. NIES-65 is the source of this 5982-nucleotide messenger RNA. Lineage: Eukaryota; Viridiplantae; Streptophyta; Zygnematophyceae; Desmidiales; Closteriaceae. The record is from the annotation of a GenBank genome assembly.